UGCCCUAGAAGGUCUACCGUAUCCUUGAGGUUUAAAAGUCAAUUGUUUUCCAGAUCAAGUAUCCUCAAGCGUCUUUAAUUUGUCUUAUUUUAAGCUCGAAUGGUCUUUCUCAAUUGGAAUGGACGAGGAGCUCACUGUUUUCAGGGCAGGGACAAAGGACGGGCCUUCAUUUUCAUUUUUAAGUGGACAAGACCACAAUGCACGAGGAAAGAAUGGGUUUGUCCAACAGCCACGGGAUUUCUGGAUGGUUACCGAGCGCGCUCUGUUCUUUCCCCUCAAUCAAAGAGAGGAAACCACAGUUCGUCUGUUCAAAGCCGCUAUUUGGCCAAGUGACCAUGAUGAGCUUGUGGUGAAAAAGCAUUCCAAGUUCAAUGGAAUAUAUGUUGCUGAAGGUACAAGCGAAAAACAAUUGAAGGAACAACUGGAAUCACUGGAUUGGAAAGAAAUAAAACUUGAAACAUGUGAAGGUGGAAUGUCCCUCAUGAAUUUCAGCACACUCGUGAGAGCUGUUCUAGUGUACAUGAAGGAUCAUUACCCCACCACGCCUGAUGAGUACAACUUUCAAGCUGAGUUAAAGGCCGCCAGUCAUUGGUAUUGGUAUCCAAACAGCAAUAAAAAUCCUAGCCAUGAGGAUGGGGAUUGUUCCUCGAUGAAGCUUCCAGAACUCAUCACGGGUCCCCACAGAGAUACACGCGUGAAAAUAGCAGCACUAGAAACUUGCAAAAAAUGGGUCAGCGUCCUUAAAAAGUUAAAAGAUGAAUCAUCCCAUAACAAAAGCCCUCAAAAGGUUGAAGAGGAUGAGGAUUCUUCACCUGACGAGGAUGAAAAUGAGGAACGCAUUUAUGAUCUCGAGGAAAGCAUUUUUGAUUUGAAGACAUACUUCGAUUUUCAAGAAAACGAUCUUCGCAAAAGCCGACGGAAAUCAAAGAAACCGCACAGUGGAAAAUGUACGAGUGAAGCUAGAGGUCCGCUAACCCUCUAAAUCAAGUCAUUGACCAGACUGCAUUUCAUCAAGUACAUGCAAUGGCAAAAAUGUCGUAAAUUUUUUUCUUUUGAUUUGCUGUUGUCAUAUUCAAAUGACGGCUUUUUAUAAAUAAUUUUGCGACUAUAUUUUCUAAUUCUGAUAAUGAAUUUUUAGUGUAAAAUUUAUUUUGGUACUGUUGGUUGUAUUUCAAGUGAUGUCAUAACUUCUGAUUUUUUUUUCAGAAUACUUCGUUUUUUACAUAUUUAAGCAAUUUCUAAUUGUACAAAUCGAUUCCGAGCACCAGAUUUUUUAAGAAUUUCUUAGCAAAAAAAAUGAUAGUCACACUCGGAACGGAAAUGGAAUUCUAGUGGUAAUUUGUAGCAUUACAUUAAGUAGGUAGAUCUCGUUCUCUCUAAUAAGAGACCAAUGAUAAGAACGAUGGUGAACCUUGUCAUCAUGAUUAACACUUUUAGGUCAAAGAAGCGUCAGGGUAGCCCUAGACCCCUUGACUUUGUCGUUUGAUGCAUGCUCGGUUUCAAGAUCUAGCAAAGACAAACAUCAUGAUGCAUAAAGCAUUUAAUAUAUGCACACUUAAAAAAUAAGUUUUACAUAUGGCUCACAUAGCGAUAGUGGGGUGAAAUACUUCAAUGAAGUACACAAAUGUUAACACAUACAUGUUUUCGCUGACACGAAUAUUUUACCUUUUCAUUAAAGGUCUGCUUGUUUUGCUAUAAAUCUGAUAUAUUUAUCACGCAACCUUUUCCUCGGUUCACCAAAGGCGUCUAUUUCCCCUACCUGAUCCACUGAGUUCGUCUCACUUUCACUGUUUCGCGUUCCAAAAAGUUUUCCUUACAAUUUUUUUUUCAUCAAAUAACUUCCUGAGACUCUUGCCUCAGCAAUGAGAGGACUCCCAUUCUCAAACAAAAAUUUACAGUUCAGCCCUUGGAUUUGUUUAUUUAUUUCUUUUUUCCUUUUUUCCUUCUCCUUUGAGUUCAGUUUGGUCGCUUUUUUUAUUCUUUUUUUUAUUUUAUUCUAGUACUUUGCCAAUUGGCAAUUAGCUAAUGGAAGGAUUUCUGCGAGUGUGUUAACUUAUACUAGCUUUAGCAACAACAUUUCGCUGAUAUAAAUGACAAAGAUGCCGCUUAAAAAAAAAUUCAUAACUGUGUGAGUUUUUCAAGUCAUAAGCGAAAGAGGAUACUACUGAACUUCUUUUUUGCACAUGUGCAAAGUUUUGAGCGGGAAAAAAAACGUUCAAAUCUCAAAUCGUAUAAAAAAAUUUAAAGUUUUUUAGGCGAACCCCCAGCCACCGGUUUGAUAGGGCGACUUUCGUUCAUUUCCACGGAGAAACUGGUACAUUUUCGAAAUUAAGGUUCGUUGUGCUCCUGAGAACUAACCAAUUCUGGAACUACUAGCUAUCAUUUUGAAUAAAUUUAUCAGGAGUUUUACCAUUCAGAGUAACAGAUGUGCUUUACCGAGCAGUUUUUCCUUUUUCAUGCAGAUUCACAUGCCUUAAAAAGCAUUGACUGAUUAAUGAUAGACACCACUCAAGUGUCGACCAAAAUAAAAAUCCAGAACCAAGUCAGAUCAGGACAACAUUCGCUGAAAGUUUAAGGCCAGUCGUUCAGGGCACGGUGCAGUUUGUAUCACCGAAGACAUGACACCAGAAAACUGUUGACAUUGACAUGUGUUUGUUCAACCGAAGGUCUCAAUGAGUUGAUGGCUCCUGCGUUUAAGAGCUAAACUUUUGGCCAUUGUACGGCCAACGGUUAAUUUCUUUUCGUUGCGAUUAAAAGAAAACAAAUUACGUUAGAGUUUUCUUUUCAGUACGACUAACGGUCAAGAGUUAUCAAUUUUUACGCCCUACGACUUAAUGUUUAUGCCAUUUCACAGCUAUCGGUUAACCGCAUUGAAGCCCUCUCUAUUUUCUUUUUUCUGCAUAAUCACCGUUUGACUAAAAUCGCCCUGACUAGCUGAAACUUUAGAAGAUUACAACAUAAAGAAUUAAUGAGUCCUUCAGUUCAGUUCCAAACUGGUCCUCUUGUCGAUGAGUAGCUUUUAUAACAUAAUCAAAGUAAAGCGCGCGCUCUGAUUGGUCAAUUUAGCGUCCCCCAUUUGCCCAUGCGU
Molecule: messenger RNA, 3088 nt
Organism: Stylophora pistillata
Lineage: Eukaryota; Metazoa; Cnidaria; Anthozoa; Scleractinia; Pocilloporidae
Source: RefSeq, a predicted model, not a curated record